Elephantulus edwardii (Cape elephant shrew) is the source of this 1127-nucleotide messenger RNA. RefSeq names its product Myb/SANT-like DNA-binding domain containing 4 with coiled-coils (gene MSANTD4). Bases 93 to 1127 code for a protein of 344 amino acids. Lineage: Eukaryota; Metazoa; Chordata; Mammalia; Macroscelidea; Macroscelididae. The record is from RefSeq and is a predicted model, not a curated record. The transcript is spliced from 2 exons.
AAGGGAUUAUCUGUGAUUUUUGUACUUUUUUGCCUUCAUCACAUUCCUUUCACAUCUUUUCUUAUCUCCAUAACUGUGGUUAAGUUGGAAGAAUGAAGCAGUUGAAAAGAAAAAGGAAAAGCAAUUUCAGUGUUCAAGAAACUCAGACCCUCUUGAAAGAAAUUACUAAGAGAAAAGAAGUGAUUUUUUCCAAACAGCUCAAUACAACAAUUAAUGUGAUGAAACGGAUGGCGUGGGAGGAGAUUGCCCAGUGUGUGAAUGCCGUAGGCGAAGGAGAACAGCGGACAGGGACGGAGGUGAAAAGGCGGUACCUUGACUGGCGAGCCCUCAUGAAGAGGAAGAGAAUGAAGGCCAACAUCAAGCUCGUUGGCUCUGGCUUUCCUCUCCCCACAUCGGAUUUAGAUGACUCGCUCACUGAAGAGAUAGAUGAAAAGAUUGGAUUCCGAAAUGAUUCCAACUUUGAUUGGCAAAAUGUGGCUGAUUUCAGGGAUGCAGGUGGAUCCUUAACCGAGGUCAAAGUGGAAGAGGAAGAGAGAGAUCCACAAAGUCCUGAAUUUGAGAUUGAGGAGGAAGAAGAAAUGCUGUCCUCAGUCAUUCCAGAUUCCAGGAGGGAAAAUGAGCUUCCGGAUUUCCCCCACAUCGACGAGUUUUUCACCCUGAACUCCACGCCGUCUCGCUCGUACGACGAGUCCCAUUUGCUCGUCAACAUAGAGAAGCAGAAGCUGGAGCUGGAGAAGCGACGGCUGGACAUCGAGGCGGAAAGGCUGCAGGUGGAGAAGGAGCGGCUGCAGAUCGAGAAGGAGCGGCUGCGGCACCUGGACCUGGAGCACGAGCGGCUCCAGCUGGAGAAGGAGCGACUGCAGAUCGAGCGGGAGAAACUGCGCCUGCAGAUCGUGAGCUCCGAGAAGCCCUCCCUGGACGGCGACCUCGGCCCCGGGGAGAAAGCCAUCCUCCAGCCGCAGGACAUAGAAACUGAGAAGCUGAAACUCGAAAGAGAACGCUUGCAACUAGAAAAGGAUAGGCUGCAGUUUUUGAAGUUUGAAUCGGAGAAACUGCAGAUUGAGAAGGAACGCUUGCAAGUCGAGAAAGAGAGACUUCGAAUCCAAAAGGAGGGGCACCUGCAGUGA